UCGCCCGGACGGAAUGAGGCAGUGCACCGGCCGGCGGGCAGGCGCAGCCUCGUUGUAGCGCGGGGCUGGCGGGGAGCGCGCCGCCGCCAUAUUGUGGGGAGUCGGAGGCUUUUCCAGCGGCGAGUCCGGCCGCUCCGACCUGAGGGGAGUUUGGCGGGUUCACGCAUAUACAUACAGAAAACCAGGGGGGGGGAAAAGCCCCACGAAACAAACAAAAAGAAUAAUCAUAAAUAGCCAGCGAGAGGGAAGUAAACUCAGAACAGUUUUAAAAAAAUACAAAAAAAAUUGACACGCACCAACACAUAUAUAUAUCCGAAAAGCCAACAAUUCUGCCCACAGGAAGAGAGAAACAGCAAGUCCCCGCUCCCAGGACCAGGCUAAGGCUAGUGGCCUCUGUCAGCUAUCGGCCUUUCAGCACUAAAGGAUAUUGUAGGAUACAAUUCUACAGACUGCCUUAUUUCUGAGAAUUUAUUUUGAAAAGUAUAGCCAUGUUAGACAUUGAAAUGUGACUCAUCAUUCAGUUUCAGCUCCCAGCAUCUCAGCCAUCAGUGACCAGGCUUUGGGGCUUGAUGAGAACAUUUUUUCAUUGGCUUUGGAAAUGGAGCGAAGGUGGCAACUCUGAUUUGAAAAUCCAGCCACAACAUAAUACUUUUUUUAAAUGACUCGUGAGCGUGCUCUCUUUUUGGACAAAUUCUUGAGGACAGAGUGAACCACAAGAGACCCUCCCCACUUUGCUGAUUGUCAGAACUCAAGAUAUUUACCUGCCCCCUGGCUGCUGAACCACUCAACAUCUGCUUCUGAGCUCGCCUCUGGCCUCACAUUAGACAUGGCAGGACCUGUGCCAAGCAGGGCCAGAGUUUACACUGAUGUAAACACACACAAACCAAGAGAAUACUGGGAUUAUGAAUCUCAUGUUGUGGAAUGGGGAAAUCAAGAUGACUACCAAUUAGUUCGAAAAUUAGGUCGAGGGAAAUACAGUGAAGUGUUUGAAGCCAUUAACAUCACAAACAAUGAAAAAGUAGUUGUUAAAAUACUUAAGCCUGUAAAGAAGAAGAAAAUAAAGCGUGAAAUUAAAAUAUUGGAGAAUCUGCGUGGCGGUCCAAAUAUUAUCACACUCAUAGAUAUUGUCAAAGAUCCUGUGUCACGGACGCCAGCUUUGGUUUUUGAACAUGUAAACAACACAGAUUUCAAGCAGCUGUACCAGACCUUAACAGAUUAUGAUAUACGGUUCUAUAUGUAUGAGAUUUUGAAGGCCCUGGAUUAUUGCCAUAGUAUGGGAAUCAUGCACAGAGAUGUGAAGCCACACAACGUCAUGAUUGACCAUGAACAUAGAAAGUUGCGACUGAUUGACUGGGGUCUGGCAGAGUUCUAUCAUCCUGGGCAAGAAUACAAUGUCCGAGUGGCCUCCAGGUAUUUCAAGGGACCCGAACUACUUGUAGAUUAUCAGAUGUAUGAUUAUAGCCUAGACAUGUGGAGUUUAGGAUGUAUGCUGGCCAGCAUGAUCUUCAGAAAAGAGCCCUUUUUCCAUGGUCACGACAAUUACGAUCAGUUGGUCCGAAUAGCCAAAGUGCUAGGCACAGAAGAUCUGUAUGACUACAUUGACAAGUACAACAUUGAGCUGGACCCUCGGUUUAAUGACAUUCUGGGCAGACAUUCCCGGAAAAGAUGGGAACGUUUUGUCCAUAGUGAAAAUCAACACUUGGUUAGCUCAGAAGCACUGGAUUUCUUGGAUAAGCUUCUACGAUAUGAUCAUCAAACACGUCUAACGGCACGAGAAGCUAUGGAACAUCCUUAUUUUUAUCCAAUUGUGAAAGACCAGUCCCGAAUGGGCUCCUGUACUAACAUGCCAACUGGUAGCACUCCAAUCAGCUCAGCCAGUAUGAUGUCAGGGAUCUCUGCAAUGCCAACCUCAUCGCCACUGGGACCUCUUGCUGGCUCACCAGUCAUCUCUGCUACCAACACCCUUGGGACGCCAGUUCCAGCCACUGCAGGGGCUCAGCCUUGACGUCACCCUCCUGACUACUCGUAACCCUGGCAACCGCCUGGUCACCCUUCUCCCCUCCACCUCACUCCUCCUUGGAAACAUGGGGAACCAGCUGGUCAUGUCACAUCUGAGCAGUUGCUUAUGGAUUCUCCUGAGUUCAAUCAUUUUGAAAACGGGAAAAAGAAAGUCUGAUUUUUACUUGAGAAUUUUUUUGUGUUUUGUAUGUCACCAGACUUAGAGACAGUAUAUCUCUCUUAGUCCUAACUAGGCCAUAUGUAAUGCCUCUUUGUCAGAAAUUGUUGCCUAUACACUGUUCUCAUGCACUUGUUCAGUGUUACCACGUUUUUCCCUUGGGUUUUGAGUGGAGUUUUAGCAGAUGAUGUCACAUUGCGAGAAUUGUCUGCUGUAAUAAUUUAGUGGUUCGGAAAUAAUUUUCUUUGGAACAUUCAAAUGAUUUUUUCAUUAAAGUCUUAUUCCCAGACAAUUAGAGUAAAGGGAGUAAGUGUGAGUUGCAUUUUUAUUAUCUAAAAACCAAAUAGUGCUAAAUGGAAUAUUGCAUCUGAAAUGAAAUCUAUUAGGGAUAUGAAAUAUUGGAAGCACGGCAUUAGAUUUGUUGAGUGCUUUUGAAGGUACUCUGUUGAAACUGUUGCUAAUUAAGAGUAUGUUUAAAAGCUAAUCUAUUGCUGCAACCAUAAAUACAUUCUUUGCUUGGAAAAUCCAAGCAAGUUGUGAUUUUUUUUUCUUUCCUCCUCCUGAGCACACCACUUGCUGAUGCAAUUAUUAUCAGAGACCCAACCAUAGUGAAUUCAUUUUCAAACUUUUGGACUGAAGGUUUUUAAUCAUUUUAACAAUGUUGGAAAAAAAGUAUCAUUACAAUUCAUACUGUGUAUCAACCAAUUUAUGUACUUAGUUCUCAUUGUCUAUUGUGUUUCAGUUGCCUUUUAUUUAAAGCAAUUAAGCAGGAUUUGGAGUGGGGAGGGGUGAUGAAUUAGGAAAUGUGGCUCCAAGGAAUUUUGGUGGACUAUGGGUAGGGAAUUUUUUUUAAGAAAAGUGUUUGGAAACAAAAUUGCUGCUGUUGAUUAGUGAGAAGGCAGUUGAGUAAGGACUAUGCUUGACUACAUUUUAUUAAACAGCCUCUGGUUACACAUUUAUCAUCCAGUUAGGUGCAUUCUUUGUUCUUUCCGCUCUGCAUUUUUAUCAUUAUGCUGUGUUCAUCUGCCUUCUCAGACCUGUGGUAGGUCAGACUCAGGGCAGUGUGUAGAUUCAUACACCUGCAAUUCCACUUUGAACAGAAGCAGGUUAUUUGGAUCAGUUCUGCAUCUCUGACAUGUCCCAGGCUUGAAAGUGAUCAGUUGGGUGCUGAAACCUCCAGAUGUUUGUUUAAUGGCAGUAUAUUGCAAUGCUAGCAAAGUUUGGAGUGGCAAUACUCCUCUAUAUUCACUUGCAUGACUGGGUGUAGAGUAAUAUUUUUGUUUCAGCCCCACUCUGGCCAGAUGUAACCCAAGAUAAACUCUUGAAAAGAUCAGUGUGAAUAUGAGACCUGAAAAAGUUCCAAAUGGUUGUUAAUCAAGAAAAGGAAAAGUUUUUUUUGUGUUGAAAGAGGCAAAAGUCCAUAAUUCUCCACCCAUUAAACUAUUUACAUGGGAGCUACUUUCUUUGGAAGUGGAAACUUGAUUCAAAUAGGAUACAGUAGUAGGUGUCACUCAUGCACAUUGACACUUAGGCAUACAAGAAAUGCCUAGUAAUGUUUAUUUUGUAUGGCUCUUUUAUAUCCCUUACCUCUCGGGGUCAGUGUGUAUACUGCAUUGUGAGUAAACAACUGCACUCGUGGACAAACAGAAAGUGACUCAAUCUUAUGCCAAACCCUGUGCCCAUGAUGGUUGCCUGCCUUUGCCUCAUCUCUUUCCUAUUCCAAAUGAAGAGAUCAUCAUUGAGUUGUCUUACUUUAUUUUUCUUUGAAAUUUAAAUAAAAGCAAUAGCAUCGA
This is a messenger RNA of Chiloscyllium plagiosum (whitespotted bambooshark), 3969 nucleotides long. RefSeq names its product casein kinase II subunit alpha. Gene Ontology annotation, cellular component: protein kinase CK2 complex; nucleus; cytosol. NCBI's taxonomy places the organism in Eukaryota, Metazoa, Chordata, Chondrichthyes, Orectolobiformes, Hemiscylliidae. The record is from RefSeq and is a predicted model, not a curated record. Gene Ontology annotation, biological process: peptidyl-threonine phosphorylation; peptidyl-serine phosphorylation; regulation of cell cycle. Gene Ontology annotation, molecular function: ATP binding; protein serine/threonine kinase activity.